Molecule: messenger RNA, 1892 nt
Organism: Thrips palmi
Lineage: Eukaryota; Metazoa; Arthropoda; Insecta; Thysanoptera; Thripidae
Product: medium-chain acyl-CoA ligase ACSF2, mitochondrial-like
Exons: 9
Coding region: 1-1758 (585 amino acids)
Biological process (GO): fatty acid metabolic process
Molecular function (GO): medium-chain fatty acid-CoA ligase activity
Source: RefSeq, a predicted model, not a curated record
AUGGAGGCGCCCUGCGCGGCCGGCGCGCCCGCGCCCAGCUACUGGCACCAGGUCGGCGAGCAGCCGCUGCUGUACGCCACGCUCGGCCAGCUCACGGCGCACGCGGCGCGCGCCCACGCAGCUGCAGCACCGGGUCAGAGUCCGCCGUCCGCGCUGGUGGGGGUGGCGGUCCGACUUGACGCUCAUGGUCUCCUUGUCCUCCUGCAGGCCGACCAGCUGGCCGCCGGGCUGCUGGGGCUGGGGCUGCGGCGCGGCGACCGCGUCGCCAUCUGGGCCGGCAACUCCUGGAGGUGGGUCGUCGCCAAGCUCGCCGUCGCCCGCGCGGGGCUCGUCUCGGUGGACCUGAACCCUCAGUAUCGCGAGUCCGAGCUGGCGCACUGCUUGAAGCUGUCCAGGGCGUCCGUGGUGGUGGCCGGCGUGGAGAACCGCGGCCAACCCCUGCACGACGUCCUCUGCGCCCUGGUGCCCGAGCUGCGGCAGUGCCACGGCGACGCCGUGCGCUCCGAGGCGCUGCCCGACCUCAAGGCCGUCGUCACCAUGUCCGACCAGCCCUUACCGGGUGCGCUGUGCUUCUCCGAGGUCAUGGCCUCCGUGUCCGAGGAGCGCGUCCGGGACAUUGAGGAGCAGCAGUGGAGCAUCAGCCCCGACAGCGUGGCCUGCAUCCAGAUGUCUUCGGGCACCACCGGGAAGCCCAAGGCGAUCCUCAUCACGCACCGCGGCGUCGUCAACAACUCGUUCCUCACCGGCAAGAGGCUGGGCCUGCACGAGUCCCACAGAGUGUGCCUGCAAGUGCCGCUGUUCCACGCCUUCGGCACCGUCAUCGCCCUCAUGCCCACCCUGCACUUCGGCACCGCCUCCGUGCUGCCCGCGCCCGCCUUCAGCGCGCACCGCUCCCUCGAGGCCAUGCAGCAGGAGGGCUGCUCCGUGCUCAUGGGCACGCCCACCAUGUACGUGGACCUGGCGCGCCUCGUCCAGGAGAAGGGGGUGGCCGUCGGCGCCGACGUGGCCAUGAUCGCCGGCGCGCCCAUCACGCCGCAGCUCGCCAAGCGCAUGGUCUCCACGCUCGGCGUCAAGAGGAUCAGUAAUGGGUACGGCCUCUCCGAGGUCUCCGCCCUCGUGUUCCUGGGCAAGGAGGGCGACUCCGCGGACUGCAUGGCCCAGACGGUGGGCAGCGUCACCGAGCACGCCGAGGUGAAGGUGGUGGACGAGAACGGAGACACGGUGCCCUUCGGCACGCCGGGCGAGCUCAUGAUCCGCGGCUACCUCGUCAUGGACGGCUACUUCAACGACGACGAGGCCACGGCCAAGGCCAUUCAGCACGGCUGGUUCCGGACAGGGGACAAGUUCGUCCUGGAGGAGAACGGGUACGGGCGCAUCCAGGGCCGCAUCAAGGACAUGAUCAUCCGCGGCGGCGAGAACAUCUACCCCAAGGAGGUGGAGGACGUGCUGGCCGACCACCCCGACGUGCUGGAGGCCGAGGUGGUGGGCGUCCCGGACGAGCGGCUCGGCGAGGAAGUGUGCGCGUGCGUGCGCCUGCGGCACGGCGUCGAGACCCUCUCGGCGGCCGAGCUGCGCCACUUCUGCGGCGACGCCAUGGCCGCCUACAAGCUGCCCCGCUACUGCCUCGUCGUGGCCGACUUCCCGCGGACGCUCUCCGGCAAGAUCCAGAAGUACGUGCUGCGCGACCAGUGCGCCAAGGCGCUGCAGGCCGGCACCCUGGACGACGGCAGACCCGCCGGCAGGACCGCCAGGGGCUAGUCGCUGCACGCGUGCGUGAGCCAGCGACAGUGUGUGAGCGUGUGAAUGAGUGUGUGCGUGCACAGGUUAGGCGUGCUUCCUGUAACUUAGCGUAAGUCCUCGUCGUGAUAAUAAAGAUAAGACAAACCAUUUCA